AUAAUAUCCUUAGUCGAAUUCUUGUACUUCUGUCUUCUGCUUCAUUAAAAAACACUCUCUUUCUUCUCUUUAUCUCAACACCUAUACAUAUUGGUAAUGGUGGGAUUUUAUUUUUUCUUUUGAAAUUAAAGGUUUGAAGGUGGGGGGAAGAGGGAAGGACAGCGUUUGAGCAGUUUUGAAAGUGACUGAAUAUGCAAAAUACCCACCCUUUUUGUUCCUUCUUUGUAUAGACUUUGGGUUCUAUUUUGAUCAGUUGCUUUUCUAUAAGGACUAUUGAACUUUCUUCAUUCUAUUGAUUGAAAAGCUCCAAAUUUAAAAAGCCCAUCUUUUUGUCCUUCCUUCGUUUCUUUCUUUCUUUCUUUCUUUCUUCUGCUUCGUUUGAGCAUAUCUGGUAUCAAAUACCCCUUGUGUGGACUUGUUUUGGAGCUUCAUUAAUGCAAAGAUGAAGUCUUUGAACACUGUUUCUGUGCCUGAUCCUAAAAGUAGAUCAUGUAUCUGCAGCCUCCUCAUGACCGUUGCUUUAAUUUUUGGUGUCUACUUCACCGGAAGUGCUUUGAUGGCUAAGGAUUUCAGGGCAUUUUCAGGUUUGACAGUGAACCAUGCACAGCAGAAUGGACAAUGCAGAAAAUGCGAGGUACCACCGAGACAGGAAAAAGAAGAGAGUCGCGUGACAGAGAAUAUGCAAAAUAAUAAAUGCCAGAAAAAAUGCAGGCCGCUAGGGAGUGAGGCACUCCCAGAAGGAAUUGUUUCUAAAACUUCGAACCUGGAAAUGCGACCAUUGUGGGGAGAUGUUGAGAAGAAGUCUCCACAUUCAGUUAACUUGUUGGGGAUUGCAGUUGGAAUAAAGCAAAAAGAGAUGGUGAACGAAAUUGUUAAGAAGUUUCUUGAACAUGACUUUGUUGUGAUGCUUUUUCACUAUGAUGGAGUGGUGGAUGAGUGGAAUGAUUUGGAUUGGAGUAGUCGUGUCUUACAUGUCUCUGCUAUGAACCAAACAAAAUGGUGGUUUGCGAAGAGGUUUCUACACCCAGAUAUAGUUUCUGAGUACGACUACAUUUUCUUGUGGGAUGAGGACCUUGGAGUUGAAAACUUUCAUCCGGAAAAGUACAUAUCUAUUGUUAGAGGAGAAGGGCUGGAGAUAUCACAGCCAGCACUUGAUGCUAGUAAAUCAGAGGUACAUCAUCAUAUUACUGUACGCAGAGGGAGAUCCAAGGUGCACAGGAGGUUCUACAGAUUAAAUAAAAGUGGUCAAAGGUGUGAUAACAACAGCACAGCACCUCCUUGCGUGGGGUGGGUAGAAAUGAUGGCUCCUGUAUUCUCAAAAGCUGCCUGGCGUUGUGCUUGGUAUAUGGUUCAGAAUGACCUGAUCCAUGCAUGGGGCUUGGAUAUGAAGCUCGGCUACUGUGCGCAGGGUGAUCGUACCAGGAAAGUUGGUGUGGUUGAUGCAGAGUACAUAACUCAUUUGGCUGUCCCUUCUUUGGGUGGUAAUUCAGAUGUAGAAAUGGUAAACAAAGAAUUAGAUCAUUCACUUCAAGGGAAGAACUUAACUGAUUCUGAUGCAUUGGCCACUCCAUCUUUUGAGAAAUUUGAUAAUAGGUCUUUGGUCAGAAGACAAUCAUAUAUCGAAAUGAAGAUUUUUCGAGAUAGGUGGCGUAAAGCUACCAAGGGAGAUCAAUGUUGGGUUGAUCCAUUUCAAAGUCAAGAAAAAGGAAGAACAUCCACAUACACAUAAUGACAUUCUCAUAAGCUAUACAUUCAGUUAUCUAUACAUUUGUGUACAUAAGUUUGAUUGCCUCAAGAGUAAAUAAAUACCACACAAAACUGAUAGAAAUUCAGACUUCAUUUUAUUUUCUUUUUUCCAUUAGCAAUAAUUUUUCUUUCUCACAUAUUUUGGACUUUCCAAUUUGCUCUAAAGAGAAUUUUGUGUAUUUGUAAUUAUCAUUUUUUUUGUACCUAAGAAUAAUGCCAAUGUUCUGUA
This is a messenger RNA of Nicotiana tabacum (common tobacco), 1975 nucleotides long. RefSeq lists its product as uncharacterized. NCBI's taxonomy places the organism in Eukaryota, Viridiplantae, Streptophyta, Magnoliopsida, Solanales, Solanaceae. The record is from RefSeq and is a predicted model, not a curated record.